Messenger RNA from Penicillium arizonense, 96 nucleotides. RefSeq lists its product as uncharacterized. The transcript is spliced from 3 exons. The record is from RefSeq and is a predicted model, not a curated record. Lineage: Eukaryota; Fungi; Ascomycota; Eurotiomycetes; Eurotiales; Aspergillaceae. The coding region runs from base 1 to 96 and encodes 31 amino acids.
AUGGCGCGACAAGGCCUUAUGGGAGGCUUCGGCCUGACAGUGCAAGCGAACCGUGUGUUUGGCAAGUCCCGUGCUACUGCUGCUGUUCCAUGGUAA